This is a messenger RNA of Trichoderma harzianum CBS 226.95, 1192 nucleotides long. RefSeq lists its product as hypothetical. The record is from RefSeq and is a predicted model, not a curated record. Bases 93 to 953 code for a protein of 286 amino acids. NCBI's taxonomy places the organism in Eukaryota, Fungi, Ascomycota, Sordariomycetes, Hypocreales, Hypocreaceae. The transcript has a single exon.
AGAGAAAAUAAUAUUCAUCCAUUUUCAUCAAGUGCAUGUGUUUCACCGGUUAGCCUCACAGCAUACUCUUACAUACUCCCAGUACCAUAAAGAUGGCAUCCACCGAAGCCGAGACUUCGUCUGUGAAAGUCACAAAGUCUGACGACGGCAUCACCAUCAUCGCCAUCAACAGACAUCACCGCAGAAAUGCCGUUGACGGCCCUACUGCGCGAAAGCUGCACGAAGCCUUUCUAGCCUUCGAAGACGACGCCAGCCAGAAAGUCUGCGUCUUCCACGGCGACCAUGGCUACUUUUGCGCGGGCUUCGAUCUACACGAAGUAGCAAAGUGGAACGGCCCCGGAGACAAUGAGUACCUUGGCCCGAUUGUCGAUGCCUCCCACACCGUGACGGGCGGCCGACAGAUCGGCCCUAUCGGCCCCUCAAGGCUCCAGAUCAAGAAGCCCGUCAUCUGUGCUGUUGCGGGGUACGCCGUUGCUGGAGGCAUGGAGCUUUCUCUUAUUGGCGACAUCCGCGUUGUUGAAGAGGAUGCCGUUUUUGGCAUCUUUUGUCGGCGCUUCGGCGUGCCACUCGUCGAUGGCGGAACGGUCCGGCUUCAGGCCAUUGUUGGCCUCGGUCGGGCCUUAGAUCUGAUUCUCACCGGUAGACCUGUUGGAGCACAGGAGGCUCUUCAGAUGGGUCUCGCAAAUCGUGUUGUCCCCAAGGGCCAGUCUCUUGAAGAGGCUACAAAGAUCGCGAAGCAGCUACUAGGAUUCCCUCAGCUCUGCAUGAACGUGGAUCGAUCAAACUGCUACUAUUCGGCUUACAACGCGACGUCUUUUGAAGAUGCACUGAGAAAUGAGUUUGUAAAUGGAGCUCCAGUAAUCACGAAGGAGAGUGUCAAGGGAGCUGCCCAGUUUAGCGCUGGGGCUGGACGGCAUGGUGUUUUCAAGAACGCAGACAACUCAAAUCUUUAACUACCAACUUUUUAGUUUACGUACAAUAUUAUCUAGCGCCCAAGGAUCUGAAUACCUCCUCCUGCAUCACAUCGCACAAGCUUCAUCCUUGUUUUGUCAAUAUCCCAAUGACAGCUGACGCAUGUGCUCUAUAUCAUCUGUCAAGACUGUAUACAAAGACAGUACAUGUACUAUUAGCAACUCCUGUAUUCCAACCCUUUACAUCAUUCGAGGAACCGGUUCGAAAUACGAUUCAGUGC